Messenger RNA from Neomonachus schauinslandi (Hawaiian monk seal), 3465 nucleotides. RefSeq names its product transcription factor 7 like 2 (gene TCF7L2). Gene Ontology annotation, molecular function: DNA-binding transcription factor activity, RNA polymerase II-specific; RNA polymerase II cis-regulatory region sequence-specific DNA binding. The transcript is spliced from 15 exons. NCBI's taxonomy places the organism in Eukaryota, Metazoa, Chordata, Mammalia, Carnivora, Phocidae. The record is from RefSeq and is a predicted model, not a curated record. Gene Ontology annotation, biological process: regulation of transcription by RNA polymerase II; canonical Wnt signaling pathway. Gene Ontology annotation, cellular component: catenin-TCF7L2 complex; beta-catenin-TCF complex. Bases 16 to 1956 code for a protein of 646 amino acids.
UGGUGGGUGAAAAAAAUGCCGCAGCUGAACGGCGGUGGAGGAGAUGACCUAGGCGCCAACGACGAACUGAUUUCCUUCAAAGACGAGGGCGAGCAGGAGGAGAAGAGCUCCGAAAACUCCUCGGCAGAGAGGGAUUUAGCUGAUGUCAAAUCGUCUCUAGUCAAUGAAUCAGAAACGAAUCAAAACAGCUCCUCUGAUUCCGAGGCGGAAAGACGGCCUCCGCCUCGCUCCGAAAGUUUCCGAGAUAAAUCCCGGGAAAGUUUGGAAGAAGCGGCCAAGAGGCAAGAUGGAGGGCUCUUUAAGGGGCCACCGUAUCCCGGCUACCCCUUCAUCAUGAUCCCCGACCUGACGAGCCCCUACCUCCCCAACGGAUCGCUAUCGCCCACCGCCCGAACCUAUCUCCAGAUGAAAUGGCCACUGCUUGAUGUCCAGGCGGGGACCCUCCAGAGCAGACAAGCCCUCAAGGAUGCCCGCUCUCCGUCGCCGGCACACAUUGUCCAGUGCCCCCUCCCUUGCUGCACUCAGGGACAUGACUGUCAGCACUUCUACCCCCCCUCAGACUUCACUGUCAGCACUCAAGUCUUCAGGGACAUGAAAAGGAGCCACUCCUUACACAAGGUUGGGGAGCCCUGGUGUUUGGAGUCGAACAAAGUGCCAGUCGUGCAGCACCCUCACCAUGUUCACCCUCUCACGCCGCUCAUCACGUACAGCAAUGAGCACUUCACCCCGGGAAACCCACCUCCACACUUACCAGCUGACGUAGACCCCAAAACAGGAAUCCCACGGCCUCCGCACCCUCCAGAUAUAUCUCCGUAUUACCCACUGUCGCCCGGCACCGUAGGACAAAUCCCCCAUCCGCUAGGAUGGUUAGUACCACAGCAAGGCCAGCCAGUGUACCCGAUCACGACAGGAGGAUUCCGCCACCCCUACCCCACAGCUCUGACCGUCAACGCUUCCAUGUCCAGGUUCCCUCCCCAUAUGGUCCCACCACAUCACACUCUACAUACGACUGGCAUCCCCCACCCGGCCAUAGUCACGCCAACAGUCAAACAGGAAUCCUCCCAGAGUGAUGUCGGCUCACUCCAUAGCUCAAAGCAUCAGGACUCCAAAAAGGAAGAAGAAAAGAAGAAGCCCCACAUAAAGAAACCUCUUAACGCAUUCAUGUUGUAUAUGAAGGAGAUGAGGGCGAAGGUUGUGGCUGAGUGCACGUUGAAAGAAAGUGCGGCCAUCAAUCAGAUCCUGGGGCGAAGGUGGCACGCACUGUCCAGAGAAGAGCAAGCGAAGUACUACGAGCUGGCCCGGAAGGAGCGACAGCUUCACAUGCAGCUGUACCCCGGCUGGUCUGCGCGGGAUAACUAUGGGAAGAAGAAGAAGAGGAAAAGGGACAAGCAGCCCGGAGAGACCAAUGAACACAGCGAAUGUUUCCUAAAUCCUUGCCUUUCACUUCCUCCGAUUACAGACCUGAGCGCUCCUAAGAAAUGCCGAGCGCGCUUUGGCCUUGAUCAACAGAAUAACUGGUGCGGCCCUUGCAGGAGAAAAAAAAAGUGCGUUCGCUACAUACAAGGUGAAGGCAGCUGCCUCAGUCCACCCUCUUCAGAUGGAAGCUUACUAGACUCGCCUCCUCCCUCCCCCAACCUGCUAGGCUCCCCCCCCCAAGACGCCAAGUCACAGACUGAGCAGACCCAGCCUCUCUCGCUGACCCUGAAGCCCGACCCCCUGGCCCACCUGUCCAUGAUGCCUCCGCCGCCCGCCCUCCUGCUUGCCGAGGCCGCCCCCGGCAAGGCCCCCGCCCUCUGUCCCAACGGGGCCCUGGACCUGCCUCCCGCCGCUUUGCAGCCGCCCGUCAUGUCCUCGUCCUCUCUUGCACAGCCGUCAACAUCUUCCUUACAUUCCCACGGCUCUCUGGCCGGGACCCAGCCCCAGCCGCUGUCCCUCGUGACCAAGUCUUUAGAAUAGCUUUAGCUUCGUUAGCAGCCCCCCCCCACCCCCCCCCCCCCCGCCCGUUGGUUUGCGUAGUGUUGCGUUUUUUUCGCUUUUCUUUGUACCCACCCCCACCCCCACCCCCACCCCCUUGGAAAGGUUUUGUUUUGUACUCUUAAUUUUGUGCCACGUGGCUACAUUAGUUGAUGUUUAUGGAGUUCAUUGGUCAAUAUUUGACCCAUUCUUAUUUCAAUUUCUCCUUUUAAAUAUGUAGAUGAGAGAAGAACCUCAUGAUUCUACCAAAAUUUUUAUCAACAGCUGUUUAAAGUCUUUGUAGCGUUUAAAAAAUAUAUAUAUAUACAUAACUGUUAUGUAGUUUGGAUAGCUUAGUUUUAAAAGACUGAUUAAAAAACAAAAAGGAAAAAAAAAAAGAAGCAAUUUUGAAGCAGCCCUCCAGAAGGAGUUGGUUCUGUAUUAUUUGUAUUAAAUACGAGCUUGCGAACCAAUCAUUUUACAUCUGGUUUUUAAACCAUAAGGGGCACAACGAAUGCAGUGCCAUAGUCCUUUUUUUUUUUCUCUGUGUGAGACAACUUUAAUUGUGAUGUUACUUGUUAUUGUUUAAAUGUACAGAAACAAAGGGUUAAAUGUGUUAAUAUACCUUGUUCCAUGGUGUUGUUCUUUUGGGGGGGGGGGUUCUACUCAACAAUUAAUGGAAUCACAACGCUGUUGGACCAGUAGUAUUUAUUGCUUUAGAGAUUGCUCGUCGAACCUGUACGUUGUCCCUUUUAAGAUGUUUUCCUUUUUCUUGAAACUGUAUAAAGUUUUUUUCCCUUAGCAUAAGCAUCUUAUAUAUAACAACUCAUUUGUACAAGGUUUUUAAGUUUAUAUAUAAAAUGUGUAUAUAUAUUUUUUUGUUUCUCUUUUUUACUUUUUUUUUUUUUUUUGGCUGUAUGAAACCCAGAUGCUGCCAAAUGGACAUUACUAGUUGCAUUAAAGGAUCAGUAGCAUUAACAAAAGUUGCUUUAAAAGCCAUUAUGUAAACCAAGACUUGAAAAUUAGCGAGGGAAUUUUAGUGACGCCGUGUAAGCAGCAGCGGGAACCACCCUGUUUCCCCUCCGAACUCAGAGUCGGCAGCUCUGUACCCUUAGGACACGGCCUGACUGUGUGCAAAACUUUAUGUGCCAAAAUUCUCAGUGACUUUAGCUUUCUCCCUCUUUUUGAUGCUGUAAUUUUUGUUCAUCAUGUUUUGCUGUGAUGUUACAUAGGUAGAUUUGUAUGUAGUUUUAAUGUCACCUAUAACAAGAUGUGUUUGGUAGCAGAUUGUCCAGAAAGCAUUUUAAAUGAAGAGGUAUAAACCCUUAGGGGCCAAAAAUUCUGUAUAUUAGAUUACUCUUAAAGGAAAAACCAGCUGCCGCUUUUAUGUACACGUAUGACAUACAAGGAGGUGGCACACUUUACAAAUAAAAAAAAAAAAAAACCUAGGCAUGUUGAUGUUGCAAAAUGCUGUAUAAAGCUGAAACCUGUUCAUUCAGUGCCAUUGUAGUU